This is a messenger RNA of Callithrix jacchus (white-tufted-ear marmoset), 9587 nucleotides long. The record is from RefSeq and is a predicted model, not a curated record. NCBI's taxonomy places the organism in Eukaryota, Metazoa, Chordata, Mammalia, Primates, Cebidae.
CCAUGUUGACCAGGAUGGUCUCGAUCUCUUGACCUCGUGAUCCACCCGCCUUGGUCUCCCACAGUGCUGGGAUUACAGGUUUGAGCCACCGCGCCUGGCCCUGAAUAAUAUUAUUUAAUUAGAAUAGAGUUUUAUUUACCCAUUUAGCUGUGAAAUUCUGCAUGUUUCGACAAAUGCAUAGUGGCAGGUAUCCACUAUUGAAGUAUCAUAUGGAAUGCUUCAAACCCACACCCCAUGCAGCCCAAGGCUUCCUAUCUGUGUAGUUUCCCUUCUCCAGCAUCUCAUUAAAUGAGGUCACACUAUGUGGAUUCUCCUAAUACAUUAGUUGGGGAGAUAAUACUUGCCUUCUUGUUUCACAAGUAUCACCAUGGUACAAUGGCAGGAUGCAGUUUGCAAAGAGAUAAAAAUAGCCGAAAGAUAAGAAACAAGACUAGAAUCUGAUAAUCCUCAAGGGCUAUAGUUUUCUUAUUUAACAAUAUUUUUUGAGACAGGGUCUCUCUUUAUCGCUGAAGUUGGAGUGCAGUGGUGCAAGCUCAGCUCACUUCACCCUCUAUCUCCUGGGUACAAAUAAGCUUCCAUCCUCAGCCUCCUGAUUAGGUGGGACUACAGGCACAUAUCAUCAUGCUUAGCUGAUUUUUGUGCUUUUAGUAGAGACAGGGUUUCACCAUGUUGCCCAGGCUGGUCUUACAGGCACAUACCAUCAUGCUUAGCUGAUUUUUGUGUUUUUAGUAGAGACAGGGUUUCACCAUGUUGCCCAGACCCCAAUCUGGCUUGUCUCUUUGACAAGCAGACCCUGGGAGACAGUGAUAAUGAAAGCUAAGCCUUCAGCUAAUUUACCCAUAGCCACGGGGUGACUUCCCUGGUCACCAAGACAGAGCCUGCAUAUGGGGGUUUCCUUUACCUUUUCUAUAAGUUGUACCAAAACAUCCACUUAAGUUGUUUGUACCAUUCCUUCAAAUAAAGAAAUCUGGUACUGGAAAAAAAAAAAAAAAGAACAAGAGUUGACCACAUAGGUGCUUUCAAGCUUUGCUGGAAGUUUCCAUACAGAAUCUCAGACUGGACUUUUAAAGGCCUUAUUGAGGCUAAAGCCAAGCCCAGAACAUACUAUCAAAUUUCAGCUGCAGUCCUUAUAGCUUUGGAUGAAUUCCUCUCUUCUUGAGGCCCCCAAAUUAUCCCCCAAUUCCUGAGCCUACAAGGAAAUGACCUUCCUUACCUGUAAGGCUGUAAACCCUGUAAUCUAGGUAUCAGGCUGGCUUUUCUCAGAGUGAUUUGUAAGGAUGGGCUCCAUAAAAGUCAACCUUAGAUCCUUAAAAUUGCUGGUCAUAACUGAUCUUAGGCACACCAUUCCUAAAGAUGAUAUUCCAGUAAAAGCCUUGACAAUAUAACCAAAGUUUCCAGUUACGUCCUGUUGUAAGGUGAAUAGAUUCUUAUUGGACUUCUGCUAACAACUAUAUUGUCAUGAAAAUUAGCGUAUUCAGUAAGAAUUUCAAAAUUCUGGAGAAAUCAGUUGGGGAAAAAAGAUAAAUGCUUCAUUUCUAUUUACAAAAAUGUAAUCUACUAAAUUGUUGUGAGUGCUAGUUAGCUUAAGAGAAAGAGAUUUCUUAAAUCCAGAAACUGUAACAUUAAAGAACCAGCAAUGCUCAAAGGAAGCUAUAAAAUUAUAAUCAAUUUUCAUCACUUCAUUCAGUGCCAUGUAAUCAAUUCUAGUCUUGCUGAAUCUUGGGUUAGCAGCAUCAUAAACCCAUCAGUUUCUCAACUAGACUUCUGGACAGCUUCACUGAGUCAAGUGUAUGGUCUUAAAGUUAUUUAAGUGAUAUCAUCAGAAGCCUGUAACCAGAGUACCCAUCACAGUGUUUUCUGUGAGUCUCGGAGUCCUGUGUUGGAGACAAACAUUCUGACCCAUAGCUGAUUGCAGGAGCAUUUAGGAAUGUAUUGGGGCUAAAUAAUAUCUAAAUGACAAAGAACAUGAAAUGGCUGUGAUGAAAGAUCUGUGAUGAGAGUUCACUGUAUCACAACUGACAAGGAUAUUCAAUUUUGCCAGUGGCAUACAGCAUUUAAAAUAAUAAUUGAAAAUACAACUCAUAACACUAUACCAGCAUAUAGCAUGGAUAAGGAGGACACUGACAAAUUUCCAGGAAUUUUAUAUAAUUUCUGAAAACAACAUUUUACCAAUUCAAGUAUAACACAAGGAAGGUUAGAUAUCUCUUUUUACUUGUAUAUUUUGUAUAGUUUUUCUUAUAAAAAUGCAACCUACUUUAUUUGCAUAACUUGCCCUACUUUUCCUGCAUACUUUGCAUAGAGUUGUUUCUAGUUAUUUUAUUAUUUCUAAUAAUUUUAUUUAUGUAUAGAUUAUAUUUUUAAGACUUAGCAAUCUUUAUUUUCCAGAGUACAGUAGGAAGUAGAGAAUUUUAAAUGGUCAUAUAUUAACAUUCUAUAGUAGAUUAGAAAAUGUAUGAGUAUACAAUCUCCCAACAUCUAGAGUGAUGUUUCCUCAUAGUACAAUUUCUCAGUGUUGUAGACAAAAAAAAAAAAAAAAAAAAGUUUAUUAACAGGCAAAAAUAUCUUUAUUGUCUCCGUAAAAAUAGGGAACAAAAGUAUAUAAAGUUGGAUUAGUUAUGUUCAGUAAUUAAUGUUUUAGUAUUGUAUCUUAUUUAUAAAUGAUCUAGAUAUUUAAUGCAAAUCUUUUAGUUAGCUUAACUUUAAGGUUAAAAAUUACCAAAAGUACUUCAGAAACUAUUAUUGGGCAGAUUUACUGUAAAAAAUAAUGAAAUAAUGUUUUUUUAAUAAGAAGAACAGCUUAAUUAGAAUCAAUCUAUAAGCUUUAAAAUUUUAAGUAUCGGGCCGGGUGCGGUGGCUCACGCCUGUAAUCCCAGCACUUUUGGAGGCCAAGGUGGGUGGAUCACGAGGUCAACAGAUCGAGACCAUCCUGGUCAACAUGAUGAAACCCUGUCUCUACUAAAAAUACAAAAAUUAGCUUGGCAUGGUGGCGCGUGCCUGUAAUCCCAGCUACUCGGGAGGCUGAGGCAGGAGAAUUGCCUGAACCCAGGAGACGGAGGUUGCAGUGAGCCGAGAAUGUGCCAUUGCACUCCAGCCUGGGCAACAAGAGCGAAACUCCAUCUCAAAAAAAAAAAAUUUUUAAGUAUCUAGUAAGUAUAAUAUUAGCUUAUUUGAGUAGAACUCAAGAAGAAUAGAAAUUUAUGUUUGUUUUAUAUUCAAAGUGAUAGUUCUGAAGCUAUAGUUGUUUUACUACACCAAAAAUAUUAAAUUCAUCUUAUUUAACUAUGUUUUAUGUAAAUUGUGUUAACUUGAAAAACAUUUAUAUCAGUUUCUAUGUUUCUAGGAGUUUGGGGAAUAUUUAUGUAUAAAUGCUUAUUUUUUUUCAAGCUAAGUUAGAAUAGAGCAUUUUUAGAGGAUUUUAUAAAUGAAUUUUUCAUUGCUAUCUGGAGUUAAUAAAAUAUCACAUAUUCAUAACAUACAUUAAUAUGCAUAAAGCACAAAUAGAGAUCUCAUAGGUUUCAUCCUAAAAUUUUAGCCAUGAAUCAGGCAUACAUAGUCUCAUGGUUAAUUUUAGAGAUCUGCUUGAUUGGAUUAAGAGAUACAUAACUGGCAAACCAGUUUCAAUAUUUCUACUCAUUUGAUUACAAGUUCUCACUCAUCUAAACUAAUUAAAAAAUGAGAAUUUCUAGAACUUCUGUGGGACAGUAUGGAAGGUCUUUUGAACACUGUCAACUGAAGAAUGAUGAGGUUCAUAAAUUUGGAAAGGAGAGAUUUCGGUUUCUACAUUUUUAUUUAUUUUUAUUUUUUUGAGAAGGUGUUUCACUCUUGUUGCCCAGGCAUGAGUUCAAUGGUGUGAUCUUGGCUCACUGCAACCUCCACCUCCCGGGUUCAAGCAAUUCUCCUGCCUCAGCCUCUCAAUUAGUUGGGAUUACAGAUGUCCAUCACCAUGCCUGGCUAAUUUUUUUAUAUUUUUAGUAGAGACAGGGUUUCACCAUGUUGGCCAGGCUGAUGUCAAACUUCUGAACUCAGGUGAUUCACCCACUUAGGCUUCCCAAAAUGCUGCAACUACAGGCAUGAGGGCCUGCACCCAGUGAGAGAUUUACUUCCUGUAAAGGGUUGCAGCCUGCAGGGUAGUCCUUCCAACAGGCUGGGAAGCAUAGACUCCAGCCAGAAGCCAGAAGCAGACACUUUAAGGGAGAGGUAGAGGAAACAGUAAUUUAUGCUGAGUGGCAUGGCCAAAUACACAUAUUUAAUAAGCUCUAGGAGGAGUCAUGAAUAUUUAUGAAAGGAGAAAUGCAUGCAAUCGCAGUUGAGUUUCUUACUUCCUCAUGGGUCCCAUGUACAAAAAAAAUGGCAGUGUUACUAUGAUGACAGGGUAAAGGGCGAAGUUUUCAGUCUUCUGACAUCAAAAGGUGAAGCAGAGGACAUGAAAACUUGCUCUGUGCAUCCUCUGUAUACUGUCCAGACCCUCUCUGUCAUGGGUGCUCUCUUAUCAGGCGAGAAAGGAGAGGCAGCUUCAGGCAGAUGGUUGAUAUCAGUGGUGGAGUCUUUUGAAAGGGCUGGUUUCUCUUAAAUCUUUGGUGUGGUGUCUCUUCAGAUUUGUAUGCAACUUUAAUUGGGCUUCUUUACUUAGUUUUAAGAUAUUUUUGCAUAUUGAAUACAAAUUCUUUCUCAGAUGUGUAUUUUGCAAAUAGUUUCUUUCAAUAUGUGGCUUUUCUUUUUAUUCCCUUAACAAGAUCUUUUCCAGAGUAUACACUUUUAAUAUUAAAAAAAUCCACCCAAUUCUUUCUUUGGUGUGUAUUGACAGUUUGUGUUGUUAAAAUUCAUUACUGAACCCAAGAGCAGAUAGCUUUUAUUCUACGUUUUCUUCUAGAAGUCGUAUAGUUUUGCAUUUUUAGUGUAAGGAUGAUUUUGAGUGAUUAUUUUUAUAAGUUGCAAAGUUUUCAUCUACGUUCAUUUCAUUUCCUAUGGUUUCCAAUGAAUCGUUCCUUCACUUAUUUUGGGAAAGACACAGGAUAGUGGGCUCUGUUAGAGUCGGUAGAUAGCUAGACACGAACAUGAUGGGAAGGCUCACCUGGAGGGACCAUAAAAAAAUUAUAUAUUAGGCCGGGUGCGGUGGCUCAAGCCUGUAAUCCCAGCAGUUUGGGAGGUCAAGACGGGUGGAUCACGAGGUCGAGAGAUUGAGACCAUCCUGGUCAACAUGGUGAAGCCCCGUCUCUACUAAAAAUACAAAAAAUUAGCUGGGCCUGGUGGUGCGUGCCUGUAAUCCCAGCUACUCGGGAGGCUGAGGCAGGAGAAUUGCCUGAACCCAGGAGGCAGAGGUUGCGGUGAGCCGAGAUCGCGCCAUUGCACUCCAGUCUGGGUAACAAGACUGAAACUUCGUCUCAAAAAAAAAAUUAUAUAUUAGUAGCAUCUCUACUGCUAGAGUGGAUGGGCACCUGUCACUUGUGGGUAGGAGGAAGAAGAGGUACCUAUGCAGAAAGAAACACCCUAGAAUUCCUCUUAGGGUGCCCCAAUCAUCAUUCACUCUACAGUUAAAAUGUCAGAAAAUUGCUAUCACCACACAUGUGCCUUAACCAAUAGUGAGGAGGCCCCACAAGCCAAAGAGGGGCAAGUCAGGGACCUAAGGUAGGAGCAGAAAAACAAGACAAAACAGGUGGAGAGUUCAGAAUGAGGCAGGAAUGUGAAGAAGUACAAAAUAAAAUUCCCUGCACAGGACUCUUGGGGCUGUUUUCCUGCACAAUCAGCCUGCUCCUACUUAUAUUUUCUAUAAGAAGCUCUUUACACUGUAUUUAUUUUCAAUAAAGUUAUCUGCCAUCUUUGUACUGCCUCUUGGUUCAAAUCUUUCUUCCAAGUUAGAUGAGAACUGAGACAUCAGCUCUUUCCAGUAAUAGUUCCAUUUCAGUUUGAAUUUCCAGAACUGUGGGUGCUGAAUAACUGGCUCUCUGACCUGCAGAAGGAGGCCAGUGGGGGGCGCCAGACAUCACACUGGGAGCAAGAGGGCCCUGCAGUGUCCCAGCUGCCAGCAGGGGACGUGCUGCCACAACACCGAGCAAGAGGGUCCUGCAGUGUCCCCAGCUGCCAGCAGGGGGCAUGCCACCACUACACUGUGAGCAAGAGGGCUCUACAGUGUCCCAAGCAGCCAGCAGGGGGCGUGCCGCCACUACACUAUGAGCAAGAUGGCCCCGCAGUGUCCCAGCUGCCAGCAGGGGGUGUGACGCCACUACACUGAACCAGAGGGCCCUACAGGGCACCGAGCAGCCAACAGGGGGCACACGAAUACCACACCAUGAGCAAGAGGACCCUGCGGUGCUCUAGUUCCCAGCACGGGAGUGCUGCCAGGACACUAUGAGCAAGAGGGUCUGGCAGUGCCCCCAGCGGCCAGCAGGGGGCAUGCCUCCACUACACGCGAGUAAGUGCCCAGCAGCACAGGCACCACACCAUGAGCAAGAGGACGUAGCAUUGCCCUGGUUGCCAGCAGGGGGCAUGUUGCCACUACACUGUGAGCAAGAGGGCCCUGCAGUGCUCGGCCCCCAGCAGGGGGCGCCCACGCCCGCCUUUCAAAUUCCUGAGGCUCUGCCACUGGUGCGCAUCCUGUCACACCGCCGCGGUGUGUUGCGUCACAGCGGUCUGAAGAGUUGCGUUCUCCACUGUACAGAACUGGGGGGCAUUGUGAGGGCGGAGCUGCAUCCUCCUCAACACAGACCCUGGGGCGGGGUUCUUACUGCAAGAGGGCCUUGCAGUGGCCCUAGCUGCUAUUGGGGGUGCGGGCACAGGACCAGGAGCAAGAGGGCCCGGCACUGCCUGGCCACCAGCAGGGGGCGCCCGAGCCCGCCUUUUCAGAUGGUGCGUCCCGUCACCGCGGUCUGCGGAGUUGCUUUCUCCUCAGUACAGACCUGUGGGGCGCGGUGAGGGCGGAGCCUCGGUUCGGGACCACUCUGGGCCGCGUCCACGAUCUGCCCCCUCGCCUAUCUGGGUACCUGAACGACAUGUCAAGCAUGCCCAAAAGAAGACAGUCACCCCCAAGACCAGUGACCGUCCCAUCUCCCUGUCAGCCUUGCCCUCAGAUGACUUCACCAAACUCCUUUCUCUCAAGAAUUCGACGUCUACAUCUGCAGAGGACAACGCCUCGCCGUGCCUGUCGCCCUCAGCACCAGCCAGCACCUCCUCAAGAAGUUCCAGUCCCGACCUGGACCCAGAUGCAAUGCAUGGUGACUGAUGCGUCGCACAUUGUUUGUCAGCAAGGACACUCUUUUAAUGCAGCUACUCUGUUUUUAGCCAUGCUAGAUGUUUUAUCUUGUGAUCCUAUGUUGGCACGUCCUGUGUCCACCUGUGAUUCUCCUGACGCUUUUUGGGCAUAUGUUCCUGAUCCUCCUUUACUCUGACAUGUUACUUGGGAUGACCCUGCCUUUACUGUCAUCCUUAACGACACCUCAAUAUUUGGCACCCCUUCAGCCACUCACAUCUAUCCUCAAUUAGCAAAUUACACCUUCCUUGGUCAAUCCAUUUCUCCUCCUAUGUGUUUCCAUGCUGCCAAACUGUAUUCCAUGCCUUUUUAUAUAGAGGAUCCACACACACCUGUUACUACUGGUCAGCCUUCACCCUCCUAUUGCUUCAAUUUAGGCAUUCGCUGUUCCUUUGCUCAUAGCGGCCUUGGACCUCCACUCAAGGUUACUUCCGAAUUUGCUGAAAAUUGGGUUGCAUCCUAUAUGGGACUCAGGGAAUCGUCAGAAGUUACUCCUGCUAAAUUGCCUAAAUAUGACCAGCAACAUUGCUUUAAGACCAACAAAUCUCUUGACCCUGCCCCUGCCUGGCGCCCUUGUUUUUCCUCUUCAGCUCAUGCUCUCCACUCCCACCUAGUUACAGGGUUUUCUCUUUAUGAUUGGUCUGUAUGGUCUCCUCUUCUUUCUGGCCUCCAUUGAUAUGUAACCACCGGAGCAUGGAAUACUCCUCUAUAUACCACAGCCUCUGGCAAAACCUAUUCCUCUUUGUGGAUGCUUUUUCUAGCUCUUCAUCCUCCUAGAGUCUAUGCAGGCCACGAAAGCAAAAUUGCUAAGCCUGUACAAACCUUCUCCAUUCGUUCUUGCGUAGCCGCUCCCUAUGUCUUUUUGCUCGGAAAAGUGUCCUUUCAUGUUCAAAAUGGUUAUUAUACUAUUUCCUGUUUGGAUUGCAAACUCACAAAUUGUAUUGAUGCUUCCAUGUUCCCUGUUGAUACAAUUCUUAUUGUUCAUCAACCCCCUUAUGUUAUGCUCCCAGUAAAUAUUUCAGGUCCUUGGUAUGAUGAGCACUCAUACUCUCCGUUCUACAAAACCCAAUCUCUGUUCAUUCGACGCCAAAAAUGUUUCCUUGGUAUGCUCAUUGCUGGAAUUGUUGCCAUUGUGUCUGUGAUAGCUUCUACAGCUACAGCUGCUGUCAGUCUUACUCAAUCUGUUAAUACUGCUGUAUAUGUAAAUCAUUUAGCCAAAAAUGUUUCUAUUUCUAUGGGAACCCAAAUGUCUAUUGAUGAUAAAUUAGAAGCAAAACUGAAUGCCUUAGAGCAAACUGUAACCAUACUAGGGGACAAAGUGUAUAACUUACAAAAUAGACUUUCACUUCGCUGUCAUGCUCAUUAUAAAUAUAUAUGCGUUACCAGCGCUCCUUACAAUGGUUCCCAGUGGCAAUGGCCACUUAUCAAGGCCCAUUUACAAGGCAUCUGGUCUCAUAACAGUCUCUCUCUUGACAUCUCACAUUUGCAGCAAGAAAUUUCGGCCAUUGACCUUUCUCAGUCACAACUACCUGAUGAUGACUCUAUUGCUCACAGUUUUGUAGAUGCCAUGUCCUCUUGGGUGCAACAGUUUCAUAUCCCCUCCCUUUCAUCACUGCUUGCCAUUGCUGCUUGUUUUCUUGUAUUGCUGCUGUGCUUGCCAUGUGCCUUCCGCCUCUUGUUCUCCACCCUCCGAGAAGUGCAAUUGAAGGUGUUUGCCCUUCAUUUGCAAAGUAAAAAACCGGGAAAUGGCAGCGUUCAUGCCAAGGGCUUGAGACAGUAGCUGUCUCGCUCCAACUUGGUUGCUGGACCUGUGCUGCUCUACCCCCGCUCUCGAGGGCUAUCGAGUCAAGGCAAGAAUGGCUAAGCCACUGAGGCAAAAACAGAAUGCAGAGUAAUGGCCUGCGGUUUGUGAGGACAUUGUGCUGACUGCUUUAUAUCCCCCUUAGUCUCUGUGUAAGCAAUAGGCUUGCUGCAAUUGAGGUGCCUGAGAGGGGCAAGAGACCCCUGCCCAUAUUCUCUCAGGAGCUGAGCCUUUGCUCUACCUCCUGAUGGAAAGCAUAAUUAACAAGCCACCUUAAGGGAACCAUUGUUUGUUUGCACUGUGUAUCUUUGAAAAACGUAUAUUAACUCUUGAACUGCUUUGUAAGCUAUUAUCACAAGCCCCCUUGAAAAUGCUUUGUGAGCUGUUAUCACAGGCCCCGAUAACUAUUUUUAUGUGAUUUCUGUUCCCUUUUCUGUUUGCCCCCUUUUUCUGCUGAGCUAAAGUAAAUGUAACAAGAGAAAAGGUAUAAAAGCUGUAACCUACAAAAAUAAAGUGCUGUGUGCUGCUUGACUGCAUGCAGAC